AUGCAACUCAAGGAGUUCAUCGGGCGCAUUCCCAAUUACGCGAUAUUGUCGCACACAUGGGGCGCAAACGAGAUCACCCUCCAGGAUCUUCAAUCCGGGGGUGUCAAACUCCAGUCAAAGCAGGCUUUCCACAAAAUUGAGGCUACAUGCCGCCAGGCCAAUCGCGAUGGUCUUGAAUAUGCGUGGAUGGAUUCAUGCUGUAUCGACAAGACCAGCAGCGCCGAACUAGGCGAAGCUAUCAACUCUAUGUAUCGGUGGUAUCAAGACUCUGCAGUGUGUUAUGCUCACUUAGAGGAUGUUGAGGAUGAUAAUCUAAGUCGCAAUGGGGUAUCUUUGGGUCAAUUUGCAAGCAGCCGAUGGUUCAAUAGGGGAUGGACGCUGCAAGAGCUCAUCGCGCCGAGACAAGUUGAGUUUUACAACGCCCAGUGGAAAAAGCUGGCCGAAAAGAGCUCCAUAGUCAGUGAUCUAGAGAGAAUCACUGGAAUUGAUGAGUUCGUUCUUAGAGGGGGGUCGCCCCAAAGAGCGAGCGUCGGUCGACGGAUGAGUUGGGCCGCAGGAAGAAAAACAACCCGAGUCGAGGACAUCGCCUAUUCACUUCUUGGUAUUUUCGACGUGAAUAUGCCUCUGCUAUACGGAGAAGGAGCGGAUGCAUUCGCGCGGUUGCAAGAGCAGAUUUUGCAACAGUCUGACGAUCACACGCUCUUUGCGUGGCGCGCAACGUCACCCUCUGGACCCGAUGAACCUCUUCGUGGCCUUUUGGCGCAGUCCCCGGAUGAGUUUUCCAACUUCAGAGAUUGGCCCAAUCCACACAACGAUAACAUUGUCCAAAUAUGGCCGCGAAGCCCGGUGGGCGUGUCGAAACGAGGGAUUCACUUCACGUCCAAGACGAAAGCCCUUGGGCGGCGAAGCAUUCUGGACAUAUUGCUUUUCCGAUCCAACCCGUCGUCAAUAAUUCUUCCCUUAAACUGCAGUAUAGGCGGCGACCCGCAACGCGUGGUGGGAAUCUACUUGGACCUGCAGGAUGGCAACAGAUACGCCCGAGCACGGCCAUCAGAACUUGCGGAUAUAACGAUCCCAGGUGGCCGACGCAUGGCGAUCUGCGGUAUCCGCACAUCAUCAGACCUUAGAAUCGGAUAUUAUGACAACCCAUGGGGAGCUCGACCUCCAGGGCUCAGCGACAUAGAAACACUGCAUGUUGGUGCUACAAGUCUCAAUCCUCGGCGAAACACGACUCCGAUAGGAUACUACCUCGCUGGCAUCUUCACGGCCGAGGAAGAGGGGGGUCCAUUGAGAUGCUACAGCUACCAACACGAGUACCGCGAGGGACGGGCACUCAACUCGGCGCUCUUUCUUCAACUGCAGAGACACCGGCGGUGGACGUUGUUACUGAAAGGGAGAUCUGAGGGUGACAUCGUCUUAGUCACAUUCUGGGUCUUCAAGGAGAGAGAUCUCAAGUUCGAUGCGGUCAGGCUACAGCCUUCGGAACUGCAAAACGACUCGGGUGCCAUAACUAACAAACUGCGGACCGUAGUGGCUCCUGAGAGGCACUGCGUAGACAAAUACAUUCACAUGACGGAUCGUCGUCGAGAACUCAGGCUUCGCCUAACAGAGACUGAAGUGCAAGGGCACAAAACGUGGGACCUGGGCAUUCGCUUGGUAGACAGAGGGUUCUGGAUUCGCAUACUAGUUGGUGUAGAGACGACUGCUUUUACUGGGGCGUGCGCCGUCUCUUCGUUCCCUUUCAUCAUAUAG
Molecule: messenger RNA, 1752 nt
Organism: Colletotrichum siamense
Lineage: Eukaryota; Fungi; Ascomycota; Sordariomycetes; Glomerellales; Glomerellaceae
Product: Vegetative incompatibility protein HET-E-1
Exons: 1
Coding region: 1-1752 (583 amino acids)
Source: RefSeq, a predicted model, not a curated record